CUUGUUGUCAUUGUGAAAUUGACAUCCGCGAAAAUCGAAAUUGCGUUUUGCGAAAUUGUGUUUUAGUUAACAAAAAAUGUAAAUUGUACCGUUUUCGACUUGAAAUAAAUUAAAUAUCUGUUAAACAUGUCAAGUGAUUCCUGCUUAUAUUUUGAUAUAAGAGAGGACCAAUGGCCUCUGAUUUAUGACGAUAACUAUAAUGUAUCGUUUUUGGGUUUAGAGAGGUUUCAUGUAUUCGAUGCUAAGAAAUGGCGCAACAUUAUCCAGUAUUUGAAAGAAGCAGAACUGAUAACAGACAAACACUUAGUGAAACCACUUGAAGCUCAGAAGAGUGAUUUACAAAUAGUUCAUUCAAAGAGAUAUCUCAAGUCACUAAAAUGGAGUCCAAAAGUAGCUGUGAUAGCAGAAGUUCCAGUGAUUGCACUGGUUCCAAAUAUGCUGGUGCAGUAUGCAUACUUGAAGCCUAUGAGGCUGCAAACUGGUGGGUCAGUGUUAGCUGGUAAGUUGGCCCUGGAGCGAGGCUGGGCCAUCAAUGUUGGUGGUGGCUUCCACCAUUGCAGUGGUGACAAGGGUGGUGGAUUCUGUCCCUACGCAGAUAUCACUCUGCUCAUCCGUUUCCUAGUCCUGCACCAAUUGAUACAGAAUGCUAUGAUUGUGGAUUUGGAUGCUCAUCAGGGAAAUGGAUACGAACGAGACUUCCUAGGCGUACCAGAAGUGUACAUAAUGGACAUGUACAACAAAUACAUAUAUCCGAAUGAUAAACAUGCGAAACGGGCGAUUAGGAAGAAGGUAGAACUCGGGAACAAAGUUGAAGAUAUGGAGUAUAUGCUCAAGUUAAGACAGAAUUUAAAAGAAGCCUUAAAGGAGUUCAAGCCAGACAUUUUGGUAUACAACGCUGGAACUGACAUAUUGGAUUCUGAUCCAUUGGGCCACAUGAGAAUUAGUGAAUUUGGCAUAGUAAAAAGAGACGAAUUCGUUUUUGAAACGUGCAAGGCGGAAAAUAUUCCUAUCGUAAUGCUGACAAGCGGAGGGUACUUGAGGAAAACUGCUAGAAUCAUUGCUGAUUCCAUCAUGAACUUACAUCGCAAAGGACUUAUUCAGGGAUAAGGUAUCACGUGAUGAACAACCAAUCAGGAUUGAGGAUUAUGAUGCGAUAUUAAAUAUCUCAUUUUAGGCAUCCUUGUUAUUCUGCUUGCAAGGUAAAUUUAGUAUGAAUUUUUAUUGUCUAUGUUAAUAACGUUCUAUUAUUAUUAUACCUCAUGAAAUUCUUACAUCGAGGGAAC
Messenger RNA from Spodoptera exigua (beet armyworm), 1283 nucleotides. The record is from the annotation of a GenBank genome assembly. NCBI's taxonomy places the organism in Eukaryota, Metazoa, Arthropoda, Insecta, Lepidoptera, Noctuidae.